AUGCCUGCUCUUACUAGUGAGGAUCUAGGUCAACCUCUUGCGAAACGGCAGAAAAGAACAGAGGAUGAAGCUUCACAGAGUUCCCGUCUUCCUGGCUCAAAAAUAUUCUCUCCUUUCAGGACAUUGGGCCUAGUGUCUUCCACAGCUGUUCCAUUUACUUCAACUCGUCUGGGAAAGUCCACCUUUCAACUCACGACGUCGGUAGGGCGAGUUUUGCAGACAUAUGACGUUCGUCGUGGCCUUCAUUUGGUGUUUCUGAGUCGCCCUCAGACUCCUGAUGUUAUAACUGCCACUUUCGCCUGGCAAGACAAAGUUUUCGCGGCUUGGGGAUCUCAACGAGGAGAUGCUCCAGGUGGAGUAUGGGUAUUCAAAAGAGGGAAGAAAGUAGCAGCUCUUGCUGCUUCCCUGGAGCUGAACGAGCCGAUUGACCAGUUGCUUGUUUUCGGUUCAUGGGUGGUUGGAUGUACUAAGAGUCGGAUUGAAGUCUGGAAGUCUGACUCCUACGAACAUUACACUACACUUAGACCUGUACAAGCUGGAGAGUUCGCCGAUGAUUACCACUACACUGGCAAAAUGUGCAAUAUGCCAACCUAUCUAAACAAAAUUUUUAUUGGGAGAUCUGAUGGAGGCGUCGACAUUUGGAAUGUCAGAACUGGCAAGUUACUGCACUCUAUCCUCCCACCGCCCGAUGCUGGUGCUGUUACUGCCCUCGAGCCUGCUCCUGUCCUAUCGUUUCUUGCCAUCGCCCAUAAAAGUGGUGCACUAUCGAUCUACAAUGUCGAGGUCGAUCAACCCAUACUCUCCUUGCGUGGGGCACCCUCUGGCAACUCACCCAUUACUUCAAUCGCUUUCCGAGGCGAUGAUCGAGGAGCUGGCCAUGAUGGAAAAGAAGCUGGUGUUAUGGCUACAACUUCUCUCGACAGUGGUGACAUUACAUUGUGGGACCUUAAUCGUGGCGGCCGGGUCACUGGUGUCCUCCGUGGCGCUCAUUUAGUUUCUGGUGGUCAGUCUGGUUCUAUUAUCAACAAUAUUGAAUUUCUCGAUGGGCAACCUAUUCUCGUAUCGUCGGGAAUCGAUAAUUCACUUCGAACUUGGAUCUUUGAUGAGACUUUAUUCUCGCCGAUUCCCAAACCCCUUCACGCUAGGAGGGGCCAUUCCGCUUUGGUCACGGCCAUCACUUUCCCCUCUGCCCCUUCAGAAGGUUCUGAAUUUGGAGGAAAAUGGCUCUUGAGUGCAAGUAAAGACUGCAGUCUUUGGGGAUUCAGUCUCCGAAAGGAUAGCCAAAAUGCCGAAUUAUCCCAAGGUCAAAUUGAACAUAAAGCCAAGAAGUCAGAUCCUUCAGCAACCACUCGAUUGGAAAGCAAGAAUGUAUCGGAAGUCACGUGCAUUGCUUGUUCUCUUAAUCGUGAUGGUGGAAUGGCUGUGACAACGACAGGCCCGAUCUGGUCGAAUUCAAAAUUGACCAACACAGAUGCAUCCACAACGACUGGCUGGGAAAGUGUCAUCACCAGCCAUCGGGGAGACAAGUACGCUCGGACUUGGUUUUGGGGCAAAAAGAAAGCAGGUCGCUGGGUAUUUGAAACAGGCGAUAGUACAGAGGUCAAAAGUGUGGCAAUUUCUCCUUGUGGAACAUUUGCGGUUAUCGGAUCUGCUGGGGGUUAUGUUGAUAUGUUCAAUCUACAAUCAGGCGCGCACCGACGGCAAUUUCCACCUCGUUCGCCGUCAGGAAGCAGGAUCCCAACUACUGAUAAACUCCGUGCAGACUCACUCAAAUUGGGUAAAGCAAGACAUACUAAAGCGGUGACUGGCCUCAUGAUUGAUGGACUGAAUCGUACUGUUAUUAGUUGUGGACUUGAUGGGAAAGUCAAGUUCUGGGACUUUUUGUCUGGAAACCUUCUGGAUGAAUUAGACUGGAGUUCAACAACUGCAAUCACUGGGCUUCGGUUCAGUUCUACAAGUGAACUGGUAGCUUUCAGCUGUGAUGAUCUAUCUAUCCGUGUGGUCGACAUUGAGACAAGAAAACUUGUACGCGAGCUUUGGGGCUGUGUCGGUCAAGUUAACGACUUUACCUUUUCCAACGACGGGCGAUGGAUCAUUGCUGCGUCAAUGGACUCCAUAAUCCGAGUAUGGGAUUUACCGACCGGGCAUCUUGUUGAUGCUUUCCGAGUAUCCAGCACCUGCACCGCACUCGCAAUGUCGGCAACAGGGGAGUUCCUAGCAACCGCUCACGCAGAUAGUAUUGGUGUCAAUAUUUGGAACAACAGGAGCUUGUUUAUGCCUGUUUCAACCAGGAGUGUGGAGAAUGAAGAUUUAUCGGAGAUUGAGGCCCCUACAGUUUCUGGCGAGAUCGGCACGGGGAUAAUAGAAGCUGCAUUCGGGGAGGAACAAAAUGAGGAUGACAAAGAUGGACCAGUGCUCUCUCCGGAACAGCUGGCUCGCGACCUCGUUACAUUGAGUGUUGUUCCUAGAAGCAGGUGGCAGACUCUUCUAAAUUUGGACGUUAUCAAGGAACGUAAUAAGCCCAAAGAGGCCCCGAAGGCACCGGAAAAGGCGCCUUUCUUUCUCCCGUCGCUCAUUACCUCGAAUACUCCUGUUUCAGGAUCGGACAACCAGGCCCUGAAAUUAGAUGCUGAUCCUGCACAUUCGGUCCAGACUACCGGAGCCGAACGCUCGCAAGUGCAACGAUUGCAGAAUGGCAAAGGUCAAAACGCGCACACAUCGCGUUUCACUAUUCUUCUUCAUGCUGGCCAUUCAUCUGGGAAUUAUGAACCAUUUGUUGAGCACUUGAAAUCCUUGCCUCCGGCUAAAGCUGAUGUGGAAAUACGGUCACUCGAUCCACAAAUAGGGGCGGAAUCCAAUGAACUGUUGGAUUUUGUUGUCGCCCUGACAGGGCAUCUCAAGCUGAGGAAAGAUUUCGAGCUUGUCAAUGCCUGGAUGUCGGUUUUUCUCAGAGUGCAUGCGGACAUUAUCAGGAAGUGUUCUAUAGAGAAAGGAUUGCACUCCAGGGCCAUCGCUGAUGCCCUUGCUGAUUGGAGUAAUGAGCAACAACAGGAAGCCAAACGCUUAGCGCAGCUGAUGGGAUACUGCCGUGGUGUUGUUGGAUUUCUGCGGUCUGCGCGUUAA
Penicilliopsis zonata CBS 506.65 is the source of this 3123-nucleotide messenger RNA. RefSeq lists its product as hypothetical. The transcript has 5 exons. The record is from RefSeq and is a predicted model, not a curated record. Gene Ontology annotation, biological process: rRNA processing. NCBI's taxonomy places the organism in Eukaryota, Fungi, Ascomycota, Eurotiomycetes, Eurotiales, Aspergillaceae. Gene Ontology annotation, cellular component: Pwp2p-containing subcomplex of 90S preribosome; small-subunit processome. The coding region runs from base 1 to 3123 and encodes 1040 amino acids. Gene Ontology annotation, molecular function: protein binding.